This is a messenger RNA of Trichobilharzia regenti, 2310 nucleotides long. Lineage: Eukaryota; Metazoa; Platyhelminthes; Trematoda; Strigeidida; Schistosomatidae. The record is from the annotation of a GenBank genome assembly.
AGUAGUGUACAAUAUGUUCAUUAUUUACAUAGUAGUAAAAUUUGGAUAAGUUUAUUUUUGAGGACUCCACAAACCUUAAAGACAUAAAUUGAAGUAGUAAUGAAUGUUUGAUUCAGUGUUUAUCAGUCUUUCAGGUACUCAGACGAAAAUUUUUUUACGAGUGCAUAGUCAAACUGGUUUAUACUUGCUCGUCAAAACGAUAUCGGAUAUUGGAAUGGACAUUUACUCCAAGGGUUUAUGGCGUUCAGGAGCAUUAUUUUAAAAUUGACGCUACUGUGCUGCAAAUAUGCAAGAGUCGCGUGUCCAAGUUGGGGUUAAGAAGCUCCCAAUGCAUCUUCAGAGUUCUCAAAAUCGUCUGCUUAUUAAAGGAGGAAAAGUGGUAAAUGAUGAUCGGAUGUUCACUGCUGAUGUUUACAUAGAAGAUGGGGUUAUCAGACAACUUGGUAACCAGCUGUCUAUUCCAGGGGGUGUUCGGGUUAUCGAUGCUGCUGGGAAAAUGGUUAUUCCAGGUGGUGUUGAUCCCCACACUUCUUUCGAGUCGUCAUAUUUGGGAAUUAAUACCUCAGAUGAUUUUUAUUCUGGUACCAAGGCGGCUCUGGCUGGAGGCACCACAACAAUAAUCAAUUGCGUCGCACCUACACAGUCAGCAUCGAUUUUGGAAACAUACGAAAAGUGCCGUCAGUUAGCGGAUACCAAAGUGUGUUGUGACUACACGGUACAUAUUGUCGUACCUCACUACGAUGCUAAAAUAUCUAAGGAGAUGGAAUUAUUGGUUAAAGAGAAAGGAGUAAAUUCCUUCAGAGUUUUCUUAUCCGGUGCAUGCGGCCUCCUUUUAGAUGACAAUGAUCUCUUUGAAAUUUCAAAACUGUGUCGAAAUCUUGGUGCUAUUUUGCAAGUGCAUGCAGAGAAUGGGAGGCUUGUCAAGAUCAUGGAAUCUAAGAUUUACAGUGAAGGUAUCACUGGUCCUGAAGGCUGUCUGUACGCACAUCCAGAGAUGGCGGAAGUUGAAGCUACACAUCGAGCACUUUCUGUAUGCGAUGCUGCUGGUUGCCCAUUAUAUAUUCUUCAAGUUACUAGUCCGAAAGCAGCUUAUCAAAUAUCUGAAGCACGUCUGAGAGGAAAUAUUGUUGUGGGUGAGACUUUGGCUGCUGCACUAGGAACUGAUGGUAGGCAUUACAAGAACACUUGCUGGCGCCAUGCUGCAGGAUAUGUUUUGUAUCCUCCACUACGAGAUAAUCCAUGCACUCCAAGUGAAUUAAUGCGCUAUGUCUCUACCGGUGUUCUAGAGUGCACUGCUAGUGGUCAUUGUGUUUUUAAAGCCGAACAGAAAGCUAUAGGCAAAGAUGACUUCCGCAAAAUUCCUCCUGGAGUCAAUGGAGCAGAAGAUAGAAUGUCUAUUGUUUGGGAAAAAGGAGUGGUUUCUGGUAUUAUGGAUCCGUGCAAAUUCGUUGCCGCCACCAGUACAAAUGCUGCUAAAGUUUUUAAUCUGUACCCGCAAAAAGGGAGAAUUGAAGUUGGAAGUGAUGCCGAUCUGGUUAUUUGGGAUGGUGACGCAACACGCACAAUAUCGGUGAAGGGCAAUCACGAAAACUCUGACUUCAAUAUAUUCGAAGGUGUUCAGUGCCAUGGAGUACCUGUUGUUGUAAUUACUGCUGGUCGUGUUGUGCUUGAGAACGGAGAGCUUAGAGUAACUCAAGGUGCUGGACGUUUCAUACCGGCUUCACCAUUUUCCCCUUAUAUUUUUGAGCGGACGAAACGACUCAACAUGCUACGAUCAGUUAAACCAAUUAUGCGUGACCCAUACAACGGUCCCGUAUCUACUGAAUUCACUGUGCCAACUGAAGAUGUCGGUGUCAAAAAUGGUACAGAUAAAAUGCCGGUUGGACCUGAUGGUGAUGGUUUACGUCCACGCUCCCCAACACGUUCAGGUGGUCGAAACAUGCAAGAAUCCAGUUUCUCUCUGAGUGGUGCGCAAUACGAUGAUGGUCGUCCAAUUCGCACAGCUAUUCGUACUAAACAACCUCCAGGUGGAGCAUCAAACUCUUUGUGGUAGAAACCCAACAUAACAUAGGUGGUACUUUUAAAGGAUUGAAGAAUCAUUUGAAAAAACACAACUGAAGUACAACGAACAAUCUAUAUAUAUAUAUGUCCCAGUUAUGUGACAUAUAUCGUAUGCUUUAUAUAUGUAUGCUCAGCCCACAAUUCUGUUUAGCUUUGUUGUAUUUAAUGUUUGUUUUUAUUAACUUGAAAAACUCGGUCGUCAGAAUACCGGCGUUUUCCAAGUUAUAUAUCAUAAAGCUUUCACUUUAA